Messenger RNA from Melanotaenia boesemani (Boeseman's rainbowfish), 2347 nucleotides. RefSeq names its product centrosomal protein of 55 kDa-like. NCBI's taxonomy places the organism in Eukaryota, Metazoa, Chordata, Actinopteri, Atheriniformes, Melanotaeniidae. The record is from RefSeq and is a predicted model, not a curated record. The transcript has 10 exons. Bases 946 to 2238 code for a protein of 430 amino acids. Gene Ontology annotation, biological process: regulation of phosphatidylinositol 3-kinase/protein kinase B signal transduction; mitotic cytokinesis.
UUGUAGAUCUCUUUAAUGACUGUUCUGGAGCAAACAACCAAGUUGUCUCUAAAAAUCAUUUGUUUACUUUUUUUUAAUAGAAAAAAACCUCGAAUGCAUUAAUUGAAAUCAUUGUCUGAUUGGAGUUGUACCGUCUCAACUGCUUUACCAGUGUUGUUGUGUGACGUUAUUACUUGACCCAUCUUUCGAAAGUUAAAUGUACUCCUGUUUUUUAAGAAUUGGGUUGAUAAUGGAUUAUUGUUUAACAGUUUAACAAGAAGGGUCAGAUGUUCGAAUAUGUUGGAUUUCUUUAAGAAUAUAUAAUCCUAUACCCCCUUUACGCUUUAUUCUAUUACAAAAGGCUUGAAAAUGUUGAUGUAAACUGUAGAUCUUCUCUUCAUUAUAUGCCAGAAUUAUUUAUAGGAAAUUCAGAUCCCUUCCUGAGUACUAAGUUUUUCUAAAUUAAGGAGAUAAAACCAGCCCUAAAUAUAAGUUUUUAUCAAAAAGGAAAGUUAUAAAAGUAAUUAUAAUGGCAGAGAGGGCGUCUGCUUUCUGAACCCAAACUGGAAGCUGGUUUUAGGAGUUUGUAUGUUUUAAAAAAGAACAUGGAUUGUUAUAAAGAUUUUUGAGUCCUUUUCCUAUAUUUUAUCUCGACAAGAUGGUAAAUGAAAUUCGAGUUGAGUUUGAUGAUGUUCAUAAACUAAUAGAUUUUUCUUACCAGACAAAAGCUGUAGUUGCAGUUGGAUACAGAAUUGUAUAAAAUGAACUUGGUCUCAACCAACUGCAACAGUAAAAAUCCUGCUUUUACAUUAACGCUGAAGUAAAAAUGAUAGUGUAACAGUCACAUGGAACGUUGUCUGCAUUGAUAUUUGUACAGGUUUACCAUUUUCAAUGCAGAGCUUUUACUCAGAGAGAAUACAGGCUGGAUCCUCUUGCAUGUAUUUGUGACUCUUUUUUGUAACAGAGAUGGCAGCCUCUAAAUUUAAGCGUUCACUGAAGAAAAAGCUCAACUCAGAACUCAGUGUGAUCAUCAGUAAUCUGAGGAAGGAGAACACCUAUCUGAAGAAGACUCUAGCUGAGGUGUCCCGUCAUCAUGCAGAUCAUAACAAGCUUGUAGAGAGAUUUCUCUCUCUUGAAACCAUGAGGCUUGAGGGUUGUCAGCAGUUGACAGCAAAAGAUGAAAAAGCUGCUUUAUCAACAGAGGAGCUGUGCACAAAAGAAGGAAAUUCCACGGACGGAGUGACUAUGAGAAGGAAUAGCACAUCCAUUUACACAGAAGAGCUUGAAGAAAUUAAGAACAAGCUUGCAUCCAUCUCAUCUAAGUGUCAGUAUCUCGAGAGCAAAGUUUCAGAGAAGCAGGAGACACCUGAGCAACAGGCUUCUAUCAGUGAUGGAGUUGUCUCAGAGCUUCAAAGUCAACUAAAUGAUGCCUUGAAGAAGAACAAGCAGUGGCUGGAAUAUGACCAGCAGAGAGAGGCCUAUGUUAGGGUGGUUGUGGCCAGAAUAUUAGAGCUGGAGAAGCAGCUGAGACAAGCCAGUCAGACCCGCUCACAACACCACAAUGAGGACUAUUCAGAUGAUGUGAGACUGAGCCAGAUGCAGGAGCGCUAUAAAGAACUUCUGCAGAAAGCUAAAAAUGAAAAGGAGGUUCUUCAGGAACAGGCUGAAGUGACUCAACAGAGACUGACAAUCACCCAAAACCGGUGCAGGGAAAAGGAGAAGGAGGUGGAUGAGCUCAAACAGCAGCUGCAGAGUGAAAGAAUGAGCAAAGAAAGUGCACAAGAGGAGCACCAUAGCUCACAGGAUGAAGAGCAGCCACAGAGGGAUGAGGCCAAAGAACUGAAAGUCAGGCUGAAUGAAGAGAAGCGAAGGUCAGCAAGCUUUGAGAUGCAGGCGAAUCUCUUUCAGAGAUAUAUGUUAAAUCGUCACCAUGCAGACCAGGAAAGGGUUGAUGACCUGCAGAGACGGAUCAACAUUUCUUCACAAGAUCUUGAGGAUGAGAGGCAGAACUGUUCAUAUUUAAGGAAGCAAUUGAUCAGAAUUCUGAAGGUGCCCUCAAAAGCAAAACAAUCCAAGGAAAACCAGCAGGAAAGUGAAGAGCUGCAUCUCCCAUCCCAGCCCUCCAGGCACAGCCUGACAUCCUCUGCUCACAGCAGCAUCCUGAAUGAAAGCUUACUGGAGUGUCCCAGCUGCCAGGCUGAGUAUUCAGCCAGUCAGUACCGAGAGCUGCUGCACCACCUGGAAAACUGUCUAGAGUGAGCUGAUCUUUCUGAAACCUCCUCAGUUCUGUAUCUUAAUAUGGAUUUGUUUUUUCAUCCAUAAUCUGUAAAGACAGGUUCAAGUUAAUAAACUGAAUUGUUGAAUUGUU